AUGUGUAUGCCAACGCCAAGUAAUGUGUCGGGCUUCGGUUAUUCAUGGGGUUUUACCAGUUCCGCCGAUCUCACGAAGUGUGAGGUGGAGACACCUAGCAGUCUAAGUUAUACUUUAGGUAACACGGUUUCACCAGAAACCACUUUGACUGUUAUGUCACACAAGACUCCACAAGUGCAGGAAAAAGUUGGCACAGUUGCAGUGGCAGUAUCAAAUUCAGCAGCACAGGUUACAAGAGUAGUAGCAGGAACACCAGUCACAGCACGUAGAAUGUUUGUUGUAAAUGAGGCACCUGCACACACCCUAAACAGGGUUACACAGCAAAAUCAAACUGCCACAAUACAAACCACAAAUCUGGCAUCAAAACCAUUUCUAACACCAAUUGGUCCUAUCCAGUUAACGGCAGAAGAAUGUAAUGAAAUUUUAAUGAAACGAGCACUACAAGCUCAGGGAAUAGCAACACCAGUAAUAGAUGCAUCACAGUUAAACCAUACAUUGUUAAAUGGCAGUCUGAAAACCAUAACAGAGGUAGCUCAGUCACAAGCAGACACAAUUCAAACAUCAACUAUUCAUCAACACUUGUUGCAUACCAAGCAAGAGCCUGGGACAACAAAUAAUUCACCCAAAGCAAUAUUUUCACAGACAGAGUUGCUGAACACUGCAGUGCUGAUGACGAGUGCUCCACCCGCCGUUAAAGAGCGGCCGUAUUCGUGCGACGAGUGUGGCAAGUCAUUCCUGUUGAAACACCAUCUAACAACACAUGCAAGGGUCCAUACCGGUGAACGCCCCCACGUGUGUGCACAUUGCGGUAAGGCAUUCGCACGCAAGCACUGUCUCAAUACGCACUUGCUGCUUCACUCUGCAGACCGUCCCUACAAGUGUCAAGAGUGCAAGAUGGCGUUUACAUUGAAGCAUCAUCUUGUUACGCAUUUGAGGGUGCACAGUCGCGGGCGGCCGUUCAUGUGCGGCGAGUGCGGGCGCGGGUUCCCGCUGAAGCGACACCUCGUCACUCACAGCAAGUACCACGCCGGCGAACGACCAUACGUCUGCAGCGAUUGCGGCGAAAACUUCGCGCAGAAUGACCACCUGGUGAUGCAUAGUCGGUUCCACGGGUCGCUGUCGCCGUUCGUGUGCCCGGACUGCGGCGCGGCGUUCGCGCGCAAGUUCCAGCUGGUGCAGCACGGGCGCGCGCACGGCCGCGUGCCGCACGCCUGCCCCGUCUGCGGCAAGGAGUUCCUGCAGAAGCGCACCCUCGUGGCGCACAUGAAAAUCCAUACGGGAGAGGGAGUUGUUGCGUGCUUCGAAUGCGGCGAGGCGUUCAAAACACAACAACAACAACAGCAGCAGCAACAGCAACAGCAACAGCAGCAACAACAACAACAGCAACAACAGCAGCAGCAGCAACAACAACAACAAACAACUGUGAUAAAGCAAGAUGAUUUCAAACCACAAAUAGUUCAGGUUAUUGGUGCUGAUGGUCAAAUACUAACAGAAAAAACAUCUCCAGGAUAUGCAUGUCCAGAGUGUGGGUCAUGUUUCAACACAAAGGAGGCGCUGUCGCUGCACGUGCGGCUGCAUGCGGGCGACCGCACGUGCGUGACCGACCUGUGCGCGCUCACCGCCGCGCUGCAGCCCGGCCUCGUCGCCGCGCACCACGCCUCGCACAGUCAACCAAUUCAAAUAAUUUCUUCAAACCCCAACAAUGUUGUACAUACGCAAGUUAUAGCAGCAAAUCAUCAUAUGACUCCGCCAAGGCCUAAAAUUCACUUUUGUGCUGACUGUGGUAAAGGUUUCGCUGCUAAACACGGGUUAUUGUCACAUCAUAGAAGACACCCUGACGGCAGUUGUACAUUACGAACUCACGUCUGUGAUCAAUGUGGAAAAGCAUUCUUCCAGAAAAACCAUUUAAUGUUACAUCAGAGGCAACAUAUGGAUCUCCCGCCCAGAUCUAGCCAAGUGCAGCAACAGCAGACGACGCAACAAGCACAACAGCAAGCACAGCAGCAGGCGCAACAACAAGCGCAGCAGCAAGCAGCGCAGCAGGCCGCGCAGCAGGCUGCACAGCAAGUGGCGCAGCAAGUGCAGCAGCAGGUGCAGCAGCACCAGCAGCAGCAGCAACAGCAACAGCAGCAACAUCAGCAGCAACAGCAUCAGAAUAGCUUGGAGAUCGAGCAGCAGGAACACCAGCAGCCCACACAUAUACAAGUGGUGACGAACCGGUCAGGGCAGGUGAUCGGCAACCAGAUCGUGGUGGGGACGGUGGGUGGCGUGGGUGGCGUGCAGCGGCGCCUGCUGGGCUCGCAGCUGCACAUCAUCGGGCGCGACGGCAAGCCACUCACCGCGCAGCUGCCGCACAAGCCCAGGCACCACAACGCCAGUGACGUCAAAGAAGUCGGUGGCCUGGUUCUGUCAACAGGUCGGGGUACUGGCUUGAUCAAGUAUGAAAUCUCCAUUCCACCUCCAACGUCUGUGGUCCAAGUGCAACAGUUAGACUGA
This is a messenger RNA of Parnassius apollo (apollo), 2496 nucleotides long. The record is from the annotation of a GenBank genome assembly. Lineage: Eukaryota; Metazoa; Arthropoda; Insecta; Lepidoptera; Papilionidae.